Quercus robur (English oak) is the source of this 1077-nucleotide messenger RNA. RefSeq lists its product as uncharacterized. Bases 1 to 1077 code for a protein of 358 amino acids. The record is from RefSeq and is a predicted model, not a curated record. Lineage: Eukaryota; Viridiplantae; Streptophyta; Magnoliopsida; Fagales; Fagaceae. The transcript has a single exon.
AUGGAAGACCUCACGCAGAGUUGGAGCCGUUUGACUCUAACUAAUAGGGAGGGACCAGGAUGUAGUCUAACGGCUACUGACAGUUUAGAGGAAUUAUCCAUCCUAGCAAAGUUUUUCACGAAGAGAAACCUAAGCAUUGAUGCCAUUGCACGAACCUUCAACCCAAUAUGGAGGGCUCGCAAUGGUUUCAAAAUCCAGAAUUAUGGAGAUCACAUGGUUUUAUUCACUUUCGAUAAUAAGAAUGAUGUUGAUCGAAUCAUAGCAAGCGAGCCAUGGAGUUUUGACAAACAUUUGGUGGCGAUGCAGAAAUACGACAAAGAAACGCCAAUAGAUGAGGUUAAAUUUGAAAGAGCAAGCUUUUGGGUUCAACUACAUGGUAUACCACCAAAAUACAUGACAAAGGAAGCGGCUUUGAAGAUCAGUGGAGUGAUUGGGGAAGUGACCGUUCCCAAAGAGUUCAAGGAAAUUGAUGGAGGGAAUUUUCUUUGUCUACAGGUGAGCAUAGAUUUAUCUUUACCUUUAUGUCGAGGCAGACUCAUUUCUUUAGAGAAUGGGAGGCAAGUUUGGAUCAGUUUCAAGUAUGAACGACUCCCAAAUGUGUGCUAUUGGUGCGGACGUCUUACACAUGAUGACAAGGAGUGUGAGAUAUGGAUUGAUAAUGAAGGAACCCUUAAGCCAGAUGACAGACAGUUCGGCCCAGGUUUACGAGCUUCAGCUUUCACACCAACAAGGAAAAUGGGAUUGACUGUGCCGGGAUAUUAUUCGUCACGGAAGAAGGCUGAGACCACCAUUGUCACUACACCUAUGGAGGCCGAGGUGACUGCAAACUUGGAACAGCUGGCAAUGAUCAUCACGGAAAAUACUCAAGCCAAUGGUCGGAGUGAAACAAAUAGAGUAACGCCCACUAAGGAGUUGAAGUGUAACGCACAAAGCAACAAUAAUUGCGUGGCUGAAUCAAUGACGCGAGAUAUUAAUUAUGGACUGGAAAAUAAUAUUAAGACAGAUAUGAAUGUUGAGCCAUUGCUUGAUCCACAGCAGCAUGAGUUUCAAUUGCAUUCAAUUAACAUCAAUACCUAA